Messenger RNA from Onychostoma macrolepis, 4355 nucleotides. It is a transcript of the gene maneal, whose product is annotated as mannosidase endo-alpha like. Gene Ontology annotation, cellular component: Golgi apparatus. The record is from RefSeq and is a predicted model, not a curated record. The transcript has 4 exons. The coding region runs from base 637 to 1965 and encodes 442 amino acids. Lineage: Eukaryota; Metazoa; Chordata; Actinopteri; Cypriniformes; Cyprinidae. Gene Ontology annotation, molecular function: alpha-mannosidase activity.
GUAACAAGAGAUUAUUUAUCAUCAGCACACUGGCGGCAGAGAGGCACAGAAAUCAGCCGAUGCUUUCACAAAGCCAGUGCAUCUGAUGUGAAAGUGUUUUAUUCUGCGCAAAAGGAUUAGAAUAAACAUCCACGCGUGGGAGAGCACGAGAGAGAAGACGGCGUUCAGUUUGCAAGUGGGGAGCAGCGCAAAUGAAGCGAUGGAGACGGAUGUACCGGUGCAUGUGAUAAAUGCAUGAUUGCAUGGACGCUUUUCAGUCGAAUUCAAACGGGCGUGUGCUGCGACUUAACAAAACACAUCUAUGCAAUGUUGAGUUAGAAAUAUAGCAUGCUCUGUCAGGUUAUGGAUAUUCCGUGAUAAAUAAUGCGGGCUGGUUUGUCAGCUUAGUAUCUUCGUUGCAUGUUCAGAAAUUUAUCAAAGCAUCUUUUUCCAAAUUUUUACAGUUGUUAAUAUAAUUGAAGAUAAUGGCUUCCUGACGAGGACCAAGCAACCAAUCCAGAGUGCCAAAUGCAAGUCUGAUAAGAGGGCAAACUGGAAUUGGAAAUGGAAGACAAGCAUUUGACAUCCCACUUUUGGAGGCCUCGGUCGUACUAACCUCUGUGUGAACUGCUGUUUCCAGCACCACGGACAGCAACCAUGAACAGGUUACGCAAGAAAGCGUGUGUGGCUCUUCUAUUGUUCACCUUGUUUAUUUUUGGUACUAUGAUGGGCCUACGAACCCUCAAACCCACUGAUGGCUUCUCGGAUCUUGCUCCAGGAAUGGAGUUGAUGCCUUUGGUUGGAGAGCGAAUGGACCAGAGACCCAAUCACAUAGAUGAAUCAGUGGGUCAGAAUGGUGGUGUGGGCAGUGACACUAAGAUAGUGUUCUCCAACUCUGGUCCCGACCACAGCAUAUUCUAUGACAUUCACAUCUUCUAUUAUUUAUGGUAUGGCUCGCCACAGAUGGACGGUAGUUAUAUACACUGGGACCAUGUACUAGUGCCACACUGGGACCCCAAAAUAGCUUCCAGUCACCCUAAAGGACGACACAAUCCUCCAGACGACAUUGCGUCCAGUUAUUACCCUGAACUGGGACCCUACAGCUCCAGAGAUCCAGAUGUCAUUGAAUCCCACAUGGCGCAAAUCGAAGCUGCGGCUGCAGGUGUGGUGGUCCUGUCCUGGUACCCGCCUGGUGUGGCAGAUGAACAUGGCAAACCCUCAGAGGAUCUAGUGCCAGCUGUAAUGGACGCUGCCCAUAGACACAGUAUCAAGGUUGCGUUUCACCUGCAGCCCUACAAAGGCCGGACAGACCUCAGUGUGCAUGACAACAUCAAAUACAUCAUUGACAAAUACGGGAAACAUGGGGCUUUCUACAGGUUCAAGUCCAGCACUGGGAAGAUCCUUCCACUCUUUUAUGUGUACGACUCCUACCUUACCCCACCGGAGGCCUGGGCUGAGCUGCUGACCGUCAGGGGCUCUCACAGUCUCCGAGGAACUCCUUACGAUGGCAUCUUCAUUGCUCUCAUUGUGGAGGAACGUCACAAGCAGGACAUCCUGGCUGGCGGGUUUGAUGGCAUGUACACCUACUUUGCUUCUAAUGGCUUCUCCUUUGGAUCUUCUCACCAGAACUGGAAAGCAAUCAAAGCUUUCUGCGACAAGAACAACUUGCUGUUUGUGCCGAGCGCUGGACCUGGUUAUAUGGACACCGCCGUCCGGCCGUGGAACAACCACAACUCACGCAACCGAGUGAAUGGACGAUAUUAUGAGACCUCUUUGCAGGCAGCGAUGUCCAUAAGGCCUGAUAUCAUCACAGUAACGUCAUUUAAUGAGUGGCAUGAAGGAACUCAGAUUGAGAGGGCCGUGCCCAAGAAGACUGUGGCCCGUCUGUAUUUGGACUACAAACCCCAUCAGCCAGACCAUUAUCUGGAGCUCACCAGGAAGUGGGCAGAACAUUUCAGUAAGGAGAAAGAGCAGUGGCUUAUGUGACUGGACCUUGUAACGUCUUACCAUUGUUGAGUUUAAAAUGUUUUCACAUGUUAUUGACGUUAUCAACAUUACCGAUUACUGUCUUUCAAUUUAUGCAUACAUUUUAAAGGCAGCUGGUCUAUUGAUAAACAGUUGAUUUCAAUGCAAGUAUUUACAAGAACAGUUCACCCAAAAAUGAACAUUCUGUCAUAAUUUUUGUGAUUACAAAUCUAUAUUUGAUUGUUUUACAAAUCUAUAUUUUUUGGAAGCUGAAAACCCCUUUGCAUCUGUCCAGUCUCAUUCAGUCAAGUGUAUAUUCAUACAUGGGACAUCACGGACAGCCCAAGACAUGAAAACCAAUGCUGUUUGGCAUCACUGGCAUCAAACCUGACUGGAAAUGUCUUGAUGUGCCAUAUUUGAGUGAAUAUGGCUGUAAACACAAGGCUAAUACACAGUUUCUAUUAGGGCUCUGCGAUUAAUCGAAAUCGAACCGCAGUCGCGAUUUGAGAUGUUGCGAUUUAUUAAUCGCAAAGCCUGCGAUGUGGACGCGAUAUUCUCUGUUCCAGAUCAAAUGCAAAUGCAUGACUGCCAGCCUUGAGUGGCAAAAAAAAAAAAAAGAAAGUGCGCGCGAGUGGGAUUAUGGCAUCUACAAGGUCAGAUCAAUAGUCAGGCAAAGUAAUACUAAAGAAAAUUUUAUGUAAUAUGAGAUUACUUCGGCUUUGAAAUGACAGACACCGAACAAAAAAGGUUAAUUUGCAAGAGCUGUGCCACAACACGAAAGAGCUCCCUUAUCGGUUCUGCUUUUAGUAAGUUACUGGAGAAUAAAAUAAACAUUUUCUUAUUUGGUUUUAUUAGUACAUGAACGUUAUCUUACACAUUUUAUCUCCCCAACAGAUUCUAAUUUGAAAUAAGUUUAUAAUGCAUGUUCGCUAUUCCCAAUUCAGAAGACCGCACACACAGCCUGCGUCUCUGAAUGCUUCUCAUACUCGCUCCUCUCUGCCCCACGCGGCGCAUAUCCCGCGUCUCACGGACGAGCCGUUUACACUUGCCGCACACACGCAGCCUGUUUCGUAAUGCUCAUUUAUACUCGCGCCCGGCUCUGCACGAGCGCAUCUGGCAGUAUGGACGAGGCUUGACGCACGUGCGCAACCUGUGUCAACUCGCACCUGUCUCCGCGUUUGAAACAAAUGUAAAUUCAGUCUAACUGCUUUGCUAAUUUCACUUGGAUGAAAUGAAACAUCCAGCACAUUUUCCACUUGUUCUUAAAAUCCCAAAUACUUAAAAAUGAAUAAAUCAGCCUAUGUAACCUAUGUAAUACUUGAAUAAUUGACUAAAGUAAUACAGUUCUUUAUUUACACAAAGUAAACAAAUCUUUGGUGAAAUUCAGUAAUUAAGUAAAUUCUGUAAAAGUAGUAAUACCAUUAUAAUCUUCCCUGCUGAAAAAACAAUAGAACCUCUCCCAAAACACAAUAGAAAAUGUAAUGGAUUUAAGGGUUAUAAUGGGAAUUGUAUUGGUUUUAAUAUAGCUAAUGGUGUCUACUGGCAUUUGAUGGAUUCUAUUGGUGGAAUGUAAUCUGGCAGAUGGGAACCAAUAGAACAACAGUAAUUCCUAUUGCAAUAAUGCCCAAAACACACUACAAAAAGGAAUUUUGUAAUGGUUUUAAUGGAAACCAUAAGAAUUUCUGUGAUGGUUUCUAUUGUUUUUUUCAGCAGAGAACAAUACCCAUACUGUGCUGCACACUAUUGACAAUAUUGAGCUGAAGCUUGACUUUGCAAAAUUAAAAUCGCAAAUCAAAUCGCAAUCGCAAUAUGUCCAAAAAAUUGCAAUUAGAUAUUUUCCCCAAAUCGCACAGCCCUAGUUUAUAUGGUAUGCUUUAAUGGUUUUUAAUGUUUUUUCUAUUGUUAAUUUUGGACCUCAGCAGCAUCCAUCCUCAUUCCCUGUCAUUGUAUGGAGAACAGAAGUGUGAACAUUGUGUUAUAUACCUCCUUUUGUAUUCCAAGUAGUUUGGAAGUACAUGGGGCUGAGUGAAUUUGCAAUUUUAACUAUUCCUUUAACAUUAGGCAUUGAAUCUGACUUCUGCUAGCAGCAACAGUGUGGCCUCAGUAUUCAAAGACUACUUUUAUUGUGUGUUUGGAUGACAUUUAAAAAAUGGUUGGUGGUUGUGCAUAUGGUUUGUUUGAAUAAUGACUGAUUUAUUAUGUUAAGUAAAUCCUAAUUAUGCAUAUUGUAACUCAUGUUUAAUAUUAAACAAUAAAAGGAAAUCAACUAUUUUGCCAUAAUGCUGUAUUUUACAUACAAUAACAGACAGAGCAGAAUGAGUUUCUGUCUAAAGCCAUCGUUAAACCAUGUUUCUGUAAAUUGUCACAUAUAAGUCAGUGUCUCAAUUUAAAUGAGAACGCUUUUAUAAACA